Messenger RNA from Bipolaris oryzae ATCC 44560, 1422 nucleotides. RefSeq lists its product as uncharacterized. Gene Ontology annotation, molecular function: oxidoreductase activity. Lineage: Eukaryota; Fungi; Ascomycota; Dothideomycetes; Pleosporales; Pleosporaceae. The transcript has 2 exons. The record is from RefSeq and is a predicted model, not a curated record. Bases 1 to 1422 code for a protein of 473 amino acids. Gene Ontology annotation, cellular component: cytoplasm.
AUGAGACAGGAACGCGCUACCCUUCCGACACCCACGUCGUCCGACUCCUUCUGGCAUAGCGAGCCAAACGAGUAUCUUAUCGGUCAUCGCACAACGGAAAACUUGCCCGCCGAGGCUGACAUCGUCAUUGUGGGCUCUGGUAUUACGGGUGCAAGUACGGCUAGAUACCUUGCAGAGGAUGAAAGGGCCAAUGGCAAGAGCAUCGUAAUGCUCGAGGCGAGAGAAGCGUGUUGGGGUGCUACUGGUAGGAACGGUGGACACUGUCAGCCCCUCUUGUUCGACAGAUCCAGCGAUGUAGCCAGAUUCGAACUUAAGAAUGUUGCUGCAGUACGAUUCUACAUACAAGAUAACAAUGUGCCAUGUGAAUGGCGGGACGUGACCGGCUGUCGGACUUUUUGGAAUCAGGCGGCACUAAAGGAGGUUGAGAAUGAGCUCCGGCAUCUUCGCAACGUUGCGCCUGAGAUAGCCGCAAAGGUGACAGUGAUCAAGGACAAGGAGGAACUCAAGAAGCAUCGCGUCGCGCCUGACUGCCUUGCGGCGACUUUGAGUGAAGGAGCAGCGAGUUUGUGGCCAUACAAGCUGGUCACAUUCAUUCUACAAAAGCUCGUGCAAGACGGUCGAGUAAAUCUCCAGACCAAGACCCCUGUUACAAAUAUCACAACUUCCGAGGGUAAACAUACACUACACACACCUCGUGGUACCAUCAGCAGCAAGACUGUCAUUCUGGCAACGAAUGGCUACACAUCGGCUCUCCUACCCCACUUUGCGGAUCUCAUCGUCCCAUGCCGCGGUGAGAUGUCCGCCCUGUUCCCGCCAGAGGGCUCGACACUCCUUCCAAACUCCUACGGUAUGGUUGCUGCGCUCGGCCAGCCUGCUCACAAUGACGAUUACCUUGUCCAGAGACCAUUUGAGGGUGUGCCAAACCCUGCCGGUCACCUCAUGUUUGGUGGCGGCCGCGGAGCUGGAAACUACCCAAGUCUAGGCAUCUCGGACGACAGCUUUAUCGACGAGGGAUCUGCCGCCUAUCUCCGAGGCGCUCUGCUCAAGGUACUCGAACUCGACGGCAAGACUGAAGGUCUCAAAGAACUGAAGGCUGCUGCUCAAUGGACUGGUAUCAUGGGCUACUCCCGUGACAAUCACCCAUGGGUUGGAAAGGUCCCAGACAGAGACGGCUUGUGGCUUUGCGGUGGAUACACCGGCCAUGGCAUGCCAAACGGUACACUGUGUGGAAAGGCAAUUGUGGACAUGGUACUUGCAGAGAUUGGUGGACAAGACGUUGGCGCAGUGCAGGCGCAGAUGAUACAACGGGGCGAUAUUCCGAAGAGCUACAUUCUUACCAAGGAGAGGAUUGAUAAGACCAGGCGGAUGCUGACGGUACAUCAGCAGGAAGAGCAGGGUGUGCAUAUGAAUGGUGUUGUGUAG